This is a messenger RNA of Mauremys reevesii (Reeves's turtle), 6480 nucleotides long. It is a transcript of the gene SIM1, whose product is annotated as SIM bHLH transcription factor 1. NCBI's taxonomy places the organism in Eukaryota, Metazoa, Chordata, Testudines, Geoemydidae. The coding region runs from base 772 to 3072 and encodes 766 amino acids. The transcript has 12 exons. Gene Ontology annotation, biological process: regulation of transcription by RNA polymerase II. The record is from RefSeq and is a predicted model, not a curated record. Gene Ontology annotation, molecular function: protein dimerization activity; RNA polymerase II transcription regulatory region sequence-specific DNA binding; DNA-binding transcription factor activity, RNA polymerase II-specific.
GCUGAGGCAGGGGGAGAAAUGAAGUUGCGCUAAAAGCCUUUUAGCGAUAAAGAAGUUAUUAGGCAUUUCUCAGCCGCAAAUUAGGGCUUCUUCAUUAAUAUCAGCUUCAGACCCAUUACUGGAGAGGGAGUCUGGAACCACAUAAAGGGGAUGGGACGGAAGCAGUAUCUCUCUACCCAUCCGUGUGAGAAGCAAUGAGAGAAGCCAACUUUCCCUCUGCUGAUAUUAAUGGUUUCAAUUAAAGAGGUGGGCUCCUCACCCCGAGAGAGCUUUCUGGACACUGCCGGGUGCAGGGACUGAAGUGGCACGAAGGAAGUAACCUGUACCUGUUACCCACUGAAGGAGCCGAAGGCCAAUCAUUUCGGGCAUCGGAUUGACAGCAGGGGAAAAAAGAGAGGAUUAUGUCUCUUUUCCGAGAAGCUAUGUUUGCAGCAUGGAGUAGAAGAAAAGGACAGAAUACCUUGAUUUGGUUGCUGUAUGGUGCAGGCAUUUAGCUCUCUCCGCAGUUACUGGGAUUCUCUAGGCUGCACUGGACCUUGUCCUAUCCAUUUGCAUUGUUAAUGUUACUUUUAAGUGAAUAUUUUUUUUAAAUAAUCACUCCUGGUCUUGAAUCUUCUUUAUACCAUUUAAAGAUUUAGAAGAAUAACCUUCUUGCAUUCAAAAAACAAUGUUUGAUGCUUCUGGAAGAUGAAUUGUAAUUGAGAGUUUCCUCCCCUCUUUGGAUGAAUCUGGGGAGCUUAAAUUGUAAGAAGGAAGGGGGAAAAAAACACAAUGAAAGAGAAGUCCAAAAAUGCUGCCCGGACUAGACGGGAGAAAGAAAACAGUGAAUUUUAUGAACUGGCUAAAUUACUGCCUUUGCCCUCAGCUAUCACCUCUCAGCUGGAUAAAGCUUCAAUAAUCAGACUCACCACCAGCUAUUUAAAAAUGAGGGUGGUUUUUCCUGAAGGACUUGGCGAAGCCUGGGGCCAUACUAGUCGAACCAGCCCUUUGGAUAAUGUUGGACGGGAGCUGGGAUCUCAUCUUUUGCAGACGUUGGAUGGCUUCAUAUUUGUUGUGGCUCCAGACGGCAAGAUCAUGUACAUUUCAGAGACGGCCUCCGUUCAUCUGGGUUUAUCACAGGUAGAGCUGACCGGAAAUAGCAUUUACGAAUACAUCCACCCUGCUGAUCACGAUGAGAUGACCGCGGUGCUCACAGCUCACCAGCCCUACCACUCUCACUUCGUGCAGGAGUACGAGAUCGAGCGCUCCUUUUUCCUACGGAUGAAGUGCGUCUUGGCUAAGAGGAAUGCGGGGCUGACCUGCGGGGGCUACAAGGUCAUUCAUUGCAGCGGCUACCUGAAGAUCCGCCAGUACAGCCUGGACAUGUCCCCCUUCGAUGGCUGCUACCAGAACGUUGGCUUGGUCGCUGUUGGCCACUCGCUACCUCCCAGCGCAGUGACAGAAAUCAAGCUGCACAGCAAUAUGUUCAUGUUCCGGGCCAGCCUGGACAUGAAGCUCAUCUUCCUAGAUUCCAGGGUGGCUGAGCUGACGGGCUACGAGCCGCAGGACCUGAUCGAGAAGACCCUUUACCACCACGUCCAUGGCUGUGACACUUUCCACUUGCGCUGCGCUCACCAUUUGUUGCUCGUGAAAGGGCAGGUGACCACCAAAUACUACCGCUUCCUGGCCAAGCACGGCGGCUGGGUGUGGGUGCAGAGCUAUGCCACCAUCGUGCACAACAGCAGGUCCUCGCGGCCACACUGCAUAGUCAGCGUCAACUACGUCCUCACGGAUACUGAAUAUAAAGGACUACAACUCUCCCUGGAUCAAGUGACAGCAACCAAGCCAUCAUUCUCAUACGCAAAUUCAACUCCAACCAUAACGGACAACAGAAAGGGCAGCAAAUCACGGCUCGCAAGCACAAAGUCAAAAUCAAGGACAUCACCGUAUCCACAGUAUUCUGGAUUUCACACAGAAAGAUCUGAAUCUGACCAUGAGAGCCAAUGGGGUGGAAGUCCACUAACUGAUACUGCCUCUCCACAAUUACUGGAACCUGCUGAAAGGCCAAGCUCUCAACACCAUGAUGUCUCCUGUGCUUAUAGACAGUACUCAGACCGCAGCUCUCUCUGCUAUGGUUUUGCACUUGACCAUUCCAGGUUGACUGAUGAUAGACAUUUCCAUACUCAGGCCUGUGAAGGAGGCAGGUGUGAGGCUGGUAGAUAUUUCCUGGGCACACCGCAGCCUGGAAGGGAUACUUGGUGGGGUUCUCGUUCAGCAUUGCCCCUGACAAAAGCUUCCCCUGAAAGCAGAGAAGCAUAUGAAAACAGCAUGCCCCACAUCACUUCAGUUCACAGGAUACAUGGGAGAGGACACUGGGAUGAGGACAGUGUUGUUAGCUCCCCAGAUCCUGGUUCUGCUAGUGAAUCAGGAGACCGAUACCGUACUGAGCAGUAUCAAAGUAGUCCACAUGAGCCCAGCAAAAUUGAAACUCUAAUAAGAGCUACCCAGCAAAUGAUUAAAGAAGAAGAAAACAGGCUUCAGCUACAGAAAACAACCCCUGAUCAGCUGGGCUCUAUUAACGGAGCAGGGAAAAAGCACUCCAUUUGUUUUGCAAACUACCAGCCACAGCAGUUGACAGGGGAUGUCUGCCAUGUUCCUACGGUUGCCAACACCUCUCCUUGUGAACACAUCCAGCAACGAGAUGGAAAGCUUAUGAGCCCACAUGAAAAUGAUUAUGACAACAGCCCCACAACACUGUCUAGGAUAAGCAGCCCAAAUUCCGACCGCAUUUCUAAAUCUAGUUUGAUACUAGCUAAAGACUACCUGCAUUCAGACAUGUCCCCUCAUCAAGCCACAGGGGACCAUCCAGCAGCUUCUCCAAACUAUUACACCUCACAUAGGCAGUACUUUGACAAGCAUGCUUACACGUUAACUGGAUAUGCUCUGGAGCAUCUAUAUGACAGUGAAACCAUUAGAAACUAUUCCUUGGGCUGUAAUGGAUCACACUUUGAUGUGACUUCUCACUUAAGGAUGCAGCAAGAUCCAGCACAGGGACACAAGGGGACAUCCGUUAUAAUAACCAAUGGAAGCUGAUGUUUUUUCUAAAAUAUUUUGUGCUCUAAAAAAAUAUUUGAAAUAUAAUUGGAAGAUAUAUAAGUUUUAAUGCCCUUGUUGUUACCAGCAUUUGAUAUAUCACACUGCACUAGAGAGAAUAACCUAAGGUACUGGGGAUGAGUGAGUUGAUACGUUACUGUAAAAAAAAAAAAAAAAAAAAGCACUGGCAUUCAGGGUUAUAGUGAAUGGAGCUAAAGUCAAAGUUGCUGCCACAUUAUAUAGAAAAGAAGAUAGAGGAGGUCUGUGUUGAGAGCACAUUGUGGCAGGCCAGCUGAGCAAUUCAUGCAUGUUGUGUUGGAGUCAGUUGAUGAAAAUACUACCAAGGGCAGACUCUCUGAAUUGCAUGUGCCCCACAGGUCUUAGUCACCAAAACAGCUAUGCAUUCUUUACAUGCAAAAAUGUGGAUCCUAUAUCUUUUCAAAAUACAAAUCAAAUGGGUACAUUAACUGAUUUGUUUAUUCACUAGACUCUAGCCAUGUUAUGUUGCUCAGUGGCAUAAAGCAUGUAGGACUAGCCAAAAGGAAAAAAGAGAGAGAGAGAGAUUUUCAGAAUUAUUACUUUAUUGAAUAGCCACACACAUAGUUACACACUUGCUUGAUUUGAAAGACAUAAAUUGAGCAACAUAGUUAUGACUGGCUACUGGACUGCUUCCUCGUGCAAUAUUUAAAAGAAGGACCCAGAAAGGGGGGAGUUCUCAGCCUGGUUUUGAGUAAUGCGGAAGAUACGAUUGUAACAGGAAGAUAUUUGAACUGUGAUCACAUUCUGGAUGAGUGCAUGAGAUGUCUGGUAAAGUGAAAUGGAAGAAAAUUAGUGAAGGGAAAGGGGGAAAAGGAGCUGAAAUAGAGAGUGGUCCAAGAUGAAUUAUUUUAAUCUCAUAGUGAUGUGUACCAUGUAACAAAAAAUAUGCGGUGAGGAAAAAAAUGUUCCAAUUGGCUGAACUAUUCAGGAGUGAGUUAGAACCAUAGGAGGAAUUGCAUAAAAUUACUGGAAAAUUGGCUGUAAGGACUAUAAAACACAACUAUAUUAAUGUAAGAAUAUAAGAGACAAAGACAGACAAAGUGAAGACUGCAGGGUGACUGUGAUAAAUUCUGAGAAAAUCUUUGGGCACAUUAAGAAAGUGAAGGAGAUUGUAAGGACUCAAAGUUGGAAGAGGUAACCUGUUGACUGAAGUGAUGGGUGUGAUUUUGAAAAAGGCAUACAUUCUUGUCUUGUUCACAAAGGAAAAUAGGGAAGAGAUAUCAGGCACAGUUUUGUAGUAACCAGGGGAAGAGAAAAAAAGGUACUACAGGAAAAAUCAGGGUCUUGAGAGAAUAUGGAGAAUAAGAAAUCCCAGUGUCCGAUGACUGACUACAGCAUCAGGGCCUGCGGGGACCUGCCUUAAAUUAAGAGAUGUGUCAAAGGAGGUAAGUAAAUAUAUUUAAAAACCUUAUGAUCAGGGAGACACUGUUGGACUGGAGAUGAGCUAAUAUAACACCUGCACUUAAAAAGGCAGCUAGGGAAGUUCAUAGUAACAGUCAUUGGCACAAUCUUUCAAAUGAUUUCAGUGGGAGCUGGACCAGGCCCCUCCUGAUUAUACCAACCUAGAGUAUGGGCAAGAGUGGGGGAUGUUGUAAAAAUGAGAUGAGCAUUACAGAAUGGCUUGAUUUAUAAUGUAAAGAAGCUAGAUGCAUGGGAGUUUACUUUCAAUGGUCAUAAAACACAAUCCACCAAGUAGAAGGUUGCUCGGAGGGUUUGGAUAAAUUACAAAAGUAUCACUCUUCAACGUAGGGCUAACCGGUAGCAAAAUAAUAAUAAUCUGGGUCACCAAGUAGAGAUUUACUUGAAGACUGAGAAAAUCACAUAGCCAACUUGGAAUACUGUUAUAUACAGUUCUGAUCACUUUGAGGCAGAUUGUGAUAUUCUUACACCACAAGCAAUCCCAUUUGACUUCAGUGUGAUCAUUCAUAGUGAAAGAUACUCUUCCAGAAGAGAAAGAUGUUACAAUCUGGCCUUUUUUAUCUAAAGCUCAUAAUAGAAAAGGUAGAGCAGAACACAAAGUAGAGAGAUAAAGAGAAUGGAAGAUCUAAUAAGUGUUUAAAUAAACUAGGUCUGUUAUCUUUGGAUAAGGAAAGAUUUAGAGGGAAUGUCACUGAUGUGCACAAAGUUCUGCAUGGAAGAGAGAUUAGAUAACAGUAUAAGGUUAUUUGAAUUAGUGGCAGAUAUGAGCCAAGGGGCAUUAAAUGUUAGCCAAGGAAAAAUGAGAAGGAAACAAAUUUGGAGAGAAUUAUAUUAAAUGAAGCCUAAUAAGUUGAAUGAACUAUAAAGGUCAUAAACAGGAGCAGCUAAUAUAAAUAAUUAAAAAAAAGAUAAAAACAAGGCAAGUAUUUAAUGCUGUUGAGAAAAAUGCUAACAACUGCUAACUCAAAGGGGUGGAUGGACCAAAAUGGAUUUCUUUCAGCCCAGUGAUUUUAUAUAUUCCUAAAAAGUUAGGAAUGAGAGGGUAUUUUUGAUAAGUCUAGUUCUGGAUACAUCUUUAUUUAGUUUACACCUAUGAAUAGUAUUAACUUUUUAUUUGGAGCCUCAUUGUACAGUACUAAAAUGUGAUUUGCUGAGUAAAACAGAAUAGAAAUACAUGUUAUCAUAUGUUCCUUGGAAUACUGCUAGUACAUUACAAAAGUGACUCUAAGUAAAUCUGAAUAUUAUACUAGAUUACAUUAUGAAAGGCACCUUCAUAAAUGACUGUACUUCUAACAUGGUUUGUUUAUAUUUUUCAUUUAGGAAAAAAGCAAGUAAGCUAUGCAAUAAAGAUUCCCGGUUACUAUUUACUGUGAUCCCAUAUAGAAUAAAAAUUUCCAAGCAACUAUUGUUAAAUUAAAUUUCUCCUAUGCUGAGAUUUUCCAUAGUUUCAUUCAACUACAGUGGCAAAUGCAGGAAGGUGCAAUGUAAUAAAUAUAAUAUUUAAAAUAUCAAUACAGUGGUCUGGUGCCCUCCACCUGCAGCCAUGUUGUAAGACCAGCAAGACUGACACUUGCUCAUUCCCCAUGCAAGAUGGCAGCAACUACUGCUCCUUCUUAGUUCAUCAUUGUCAUUGACUGGAGGCACUUGCCUGUUACGGGCUAUCUGAUUCGCCAUCCUGCUCCCUUAAGUAGCCAGCUUGGAGGGAACAAUUUUAUCUUAACUUCAAAGCUGGCAAGGAGCUUUCAAUGUGAUUUUGAAAAAUUAUUACAAAUUAUUUGUAAGCAUAAUUAUUAUGUAAGCUUAGGGACAGUUUGCAACCCUUAACUGUAGCAUUCAUUACUGCAAGUGGCAUAACAUGUACAUUACUGUAGGGCACAAAGCUUACACUUGUUCAUGUCAUCAGUGCUUAUUGUAUGACAUACUUUAAUGAACUUCAUAUUUAGUUCAACU